This is a messenger RNA of Vidua macroura (Pin-tailed whydah), 1807 nucleotides long. It is a transcript of the gene FIBP, whose product is annotated as FGF1 intracellular binding protein. Gene Ontology annotation, biological process: platelet aggregation. Gene Ontology annotation, cellular component: nucleus. NCBI's taxonomy places the organism in Eukaryota, Metazoa, Chordata, Aves, Passeriformes, Viduidae. Gene Ontology annotation, molecular function: fibroblast growth factor binding. The record is from RefSeq and is a predicted model, not a curated record.
UCCGGCGCACAGACGCCAUCGCUCCGCGCCGCGGGAGGAGCGCGCGGGACGGCGCCGGGAUGAGCAGUGACCUGGACGUGUUCGUGGGGAACACGACGCUCAUCGACGAGGAGGUGUACCGGCUGUGGCUGGACGGGCACUCGGUGGCCGAGGCGGGUGGCGCGCCGCCUGCGGGCGGGGUGCUGGAGCGCGAGGGGACCUCGGUGGCCGUGCUGCAGAGCGACACCCGCGACCACUACAGAACCUUCCAGAUGCUGGAGCGGCUGCUGCACGCCCCGCCCCGGCUGCUGCAGCAGCUGCUCUUCCAGAUCCCCCCCGAGCGGCAGGCGCUGCUCGUGCAGCGGUACUACGCCUUCGAUGAGGCCCUGGCCCGGGAGCUGCUGGGCAAGAAACUCUCCAAGGGCACCAAGAAGGAGCUGGACGAGGUCAGCGCCGCACCGGGGGUCGGGAUCCGCAGCUGCCGCCGCCAGUUUGACAACUUCAAGAGGGUCUUCAAGGCCGUGGAGGAGCUGCGGGGGCCCCUGGCCGAGAACAUCCAGCAGCUCUUCCUGCUGCCCCCGCCCCUCGCCCGGGACUACGCCGCCAUCGUGUUCUUCGCCAACAGCCGCUUCGAGACCGGCAAGCGGCGCCUGCAGUUCCUGAGCUUCGCCGACUUCGCCGCCUGCGCCCAGAGCAUGAUGGGCCACUGGAGCCAGGGCGCCCUGGCGCCCGAGGCGGCCGAGCCCGACGGGGACCUGCCCAAGUCCUUCCUGCAGGACCUGAAGGAGCUGAAGGUGCUGGUGGCCGACAAGGACCUGCUGGACCAGCACAAGAGCCUGGUGUGCUCGGCCCUGCGGGGGAAGAUCUCGGUCUACAACGAGCUCGAGGCCAAUUUCAAGGCGCUGUCCCGGGCGCUGGUGAACGUGGGGGGGAAGUUGACCCACGCCCGCGACGUUCGGGAUUUCUUCGUGGACCUGGUGGAGAAGGUGAUCGAGCCCUGCCGCUCCGACAAGUGGAGCCCGGGGGACCUGCGGCUCUUCCUGACGCACUACACAGCGGCCCCCCGAAACCUGCCGGGCUUCAGGCACCAGGCGCUCUGGGAGCGCUACAUGGCCGCCAUCACCGCCUGCCUGCUGCGCAUGUACCACGACUGACCCCGAAACGGCACCCCAAAAACGGGCACGGCCCCAAAAACAGCACCCCAAAAACGGGCACGGCCCCAAAAAUGGACACAGCCCCAAAAAGAACACCCCAAAAGCGGGCACGGCCCCAAAAACAGCACCCCAAAAACAGACACGGCCCCAAAAAUGGGCACGGUCCCAAAAACGACACCCCAAAAACUGGCACAGCCCCAAAAACGGGGCGCCCCGAGGAUGUGAUGCUCCUGGGAAAUGAAAGGAUCCGGGAGCUGCGACGCCGCCCGGAACGCGGACACCCCAAAGAUGGGGCAGCCUCCAAAGGUGGGACCCCAAAAAGGAGGGGGGCUCCCGAAAACCUGACGGGAUGGAGGAUCAACACCCCAAAAUUUGAGUGUUUGGAGUUUGGAGAACCCCCAGGAAGGGGGACUGCAAGCACCAGGACAUCUCAAAUGUAGAGGGUCCAGGAGGGGCACCGCCCCAAAUAUUGGGACAUUUGGAGUGGGGGGGACCCCAGAAAAGGGGUGACCCCCAAAACCGGGACCUCCCAACUUAAGCACAUGGAGACUCCCCAAAAUCAGGGGUGUCUGGCAAUCGGGACUCCCCAAAACGGGGGAGAAUCCCAGAGCUGGGGGCGCCUCUCCCGUGUGACCCCAAAAGUGAGGGGGGUGCAAUAAAGAGGUGGAAACGGA